Molecule: messenger RNA, 3874 nt
Organism: Calidris pugnax (ruff)
Lineage: Eukaryota; Metazoa; Chordata; Aves; Charadriiformes; Scolopacidae
Gene: MAP7D1
Product: MAP7 domain containing 1
Exons: 20
Coding region: 225-3464 (1079 amino acids)
Biological process (GO): microtubule cytoskeleton organization
Cellular component (GO): microtubule cytoskeleton
Source: RefSeq, a predicted model, not a curated record
UGGGGCCGGGGCGGCAGCUGUCGGGGGAAGAAGGGUGGCUUUGUGGCGGCAGUGCCUGGCAGAGCCCCGGCCCGUCCCUCUGUGCAUUGUGCACCCAGUGCCUGGCACCCAGCGUGGGGCAGCAUGGGCGCCCCCCGAGACGGGGGCAGCAGCAGGGGGUCCCGCUGCCUUCCCUUGGGGGAUGUGGGGACUGUCCCCAGCCCCUGCGGCCGGGGACAGCCUUGAUGCCGAGGGCUGCGUUUGGGGGGACGGGGCUGCCCUGGGCUCCCCCACUGAGUGACCAUUUGCUCUGCUCUGCUUGUGUUGCAGGGAAGUCACCGUCCCUGAUGGGAGACAGCGUUGUCCCCCCCACCUCGCCGCUCCCCUCGCCUGGGGAUGCCCUGCAGGGAGAGCACACCCCCCCGCAGCGGGACCGACCUGUCCCUCCAGCCCUCAUCCCCUCCGGACAGCCCGUCUCGCCCGUCCCUCCAGCUGUCACCCCCUCCGAAAAGACCCUCUCACCCGUCCCUGCAGCCGUCACCCCCCCCAAGCAGCCCGUCUGCCCCCCAGCUGUGAUGGCCCCCCCCGAGAGCAGCACCCCACAGCGGGACCAACCCGGCCCUCCAGCCACAUUGCCACCAGGACAGCCCGUCUCCCCCAUCCCUGCAGCCGUGGCCCCCUCGGCAGAGAGUGUCCCCCCCUGGUGUGACCGGUCCCCUCCCGGGCCCCCCAGGCCAGCUGUGACGGAGCACCCCAAAGAAGAGGCAUCGCCCCACGCCGCUGGCCAGGGCAUCCCUGCUGCUGCUGCCCCUUGCCCGGCAGAGACGCUGCCCCGCGGGAUUGACCCCCCAGCCCCUGCUGCUGGCGAAGGGGCCCCCUCCGAUGCCAAAAGCCCCCUGGGUGGCACAGCCGGGCCCUCGAAGGACGUGCUGCCCCGCAGUGACCGCCCAGCCCCAGCUGCAGCCUCACCAGCUCCGGCCACCAGCCCCAGACCCAAGCAAGAUGCCCAGAAAGCCCAGGCGAGGCACAAGCAGGCGAAGGAGCGGCGCGAGGAGCGGGCCAAGUACCUGGCUGCCAAGCGGGUGCUGUGGCUGGAGAAGGAGGAGAAGGCCCGGCUGCUGCGGGAGAAGCAGCUGGAGGAGCGCCGCAAGCGCCUGGAGGAGCAGCGGCUGAAGGCUGAGAAGCGCCGCGCCGUCCUGGAGGAGCGGCAGAGGCAGAAGCUGGAGAAGAACAAGGAGCGCUACGAGGCGGCGAUCCAGCGGUCGGCCAAGAAGACGUGGGCAGAGAUCCGGCAGCAGCGGUGGUCCUGGGCUGGGGCCCUGCACCACGGCUCCCCCGCGCACAAGGAUGGUGCGAGCCGGUGCUCGGUGUCCGCUGUAAACCUCCCCAAACACGUCGACUCUAUAAUCAACAAGCGGCUCUCCAAAUCCUCCGCCACCCUCUGGAACUCUCCCAGUAGAAACCGGAGCUUGCAGCUGAGCCCCUGGGAGAGCAGCAUCGUGGACCGGCUGAUGACGCCCACCCUGUCCUUCCUGGCACGCAGCCGGAGCGCCGUGACGCUGGCUGGGAAUGGCAAGGAGCAGGUGCCCGUGUGCCCCCGCUCUGCCUCCGCCAGCCCCCUCAGCCCCUGCCACAACCACCGCCUGCAGCACCGCUGCUGGGACAGGCGGAAGGGGACCACCAGCAGCCCCGAUGUGACACCGCGCCGCAGGACCGAGUCCUCACCUAAGAAGAAGGAGAAGAAGGAGAAGGAGCGGGAGAACGCCAAGGAGCGCAGUGCCCUGUCCCGCGAGCGCAGCCUCAAGAAGCGGCAGUCGCUGCCGGCGGCACAGCCCCGGCUCCUGCCCGCAGCCGACAGCAGCCCCGGCCCCAAGAACCGUCCCUCAUCCCCUGCCACCCCCAAAGCCCGUCCGGCGUCCCCCAGCCCGGCCCACGGCUCCCCCCACAAGCCGCCCCUGCCCCGCAGCACCCACUCCUCUCCCAAGGUGCGGGCCAGGGCCCGGGAGGAGCGGGGGGAGCAGGAGGGCCAGGCAAAGGCACGCGAGAAGAAGGAGGAGGAGCGGGGCCCGGCCCCCCAGACCCUCCCCGAGCCCCCCAAGGUGCCCACAGAGCCAACAGCAGCCCCCACAGCCCCUGUGGUCCCUGCAGCCCCUGGCCCCGCACCAUCCACCCCCCCAGGCAGACCUCCAGCUGGCACCACAGACCGGGAGGAGGCUGCCCGGCUGCUGUCAGAGAAGCGGCGCCAGGCCCGCGAGCAGCGGGAGCGCGAGGAGCGGGAGCGCCGGGAGCAGGAGGAGCGGGAGAGGCGGCUGCAGGAGGAGCGGGCGCAGCAGGCGGCGGAGGAGCAGACCCGCAGGGAGGCCAUGGCGCGGCGGCAGGAGGAGGAACGGCGCCCGGCCCAUGGCUCCCCCCACAAGCCGCCCCUGCCCCGCAGCACCCACUCCUCUCCCAAGGUGCGGGCCAGGGCCCGGGAGGAGCGGGGGGAGCAGGAGGGCCAGGCAAAGGCACGCGAGAAGAAGGAGGAGGAGCGGGGCCCGGCCCCCCAGACCCUCCCCGAGCCCCCCAAGGUGCCCACAGAGCCAACAGCAGCCCCCACAGCCCCUGUGGCCUCUGCAGCCCCUGGCCCCGCACCAUCCACCCCCCCAGGCAGACCUCCAGCUGGCACCACAGACCGGGAGGAGGCUGCCCGGCUGCUGUCAGAGAAGCGGCGCCAGGCCCGCGAGCAGCGGGAGCGCGAGGAGCGGGAGCGCCGGGAGCAGGAGGAGCGGGAGAGGCGGCUGCAGGAGGAGCGGGCGCAGCAGGCGGCGGAGGAGCAGACCCGCAGGGAGGCCAUGGCGCGGCGGCAGGAGGAGGAACGGCGGCUGCAGGAGGAGCGCGAGGCCCAGGAGAAGGCACGGGCCGAGCGGGAGGAGACGGAGCGGCUGCAGAGACAGAGGGAAGAGGCCGAGGCCAGGGCACGCGAAGAGGCUGAGCGGCAGCGCCUGGAGCGGGAGAAGCAUUUCCAGCGUGAGGAGCAGGAGCGGCUGGAGAGGAAGAAGCGCCUGGAGGAGAUCAUGAAGAGGACACGCAAGUCGGACACGGCAGAUGCCAAGAAGAAGGAGGACAAGAAGGUGGUGAAUGGGAAAGCGGCCGAGCAGGAGGAUGUCCCAGGCCGCGAGAAGCGUGCGGGGCCGAUGCCGAAGGAGGAGGAACUCCCUGAGACGGAGACGCCGAGCAUGGGGACUCCGGGGGGGCCGAAGGGCCUGGCAGGCGAGGGGCUGCAGCCAAGCUCCCCGGCCAAAGAGGUGGUGUCCCCGGCGUCGCUGGUGAACGGCGUGCAGCCCAGCAAGCACGAGAACGGCUUCUCGGGCACGGAGGGGUCGCAGGAGCUGCUGGAGCUCUCCCACCACGGCACCAGCCCCGGCAGCAUCAUCCCCUUCGGUGACAAGGAGCCUUUCCUCAAGCAGGCCGUGGUCAAGCCCCCCCAGGUGACAGAGGUGCUGUGAGGGCCAGGCCCCGGCAGACGUCCCCGUGGGGCCCCCGCACACGUCCCGACUCCGGACACCCGCGCAAAACCGUAGCUGUUGUCGGAAGAAAAACCUCACUGCUCCCCCCUGCCCGCCCACGGGGGGCCCGGGCGCUGUUGGGACCCCGGCGAGGCGGCCGCCAGCCCCCUGCGGGGACACCUGGUUUCUCUCUUCGUUCUUGUUUUUAUUUCAUUUUGGUUUUUUGUUUUUUUUUUUAAAUAUGCACCUUAUCAGACUGACACUCCCACCCUAGCAGCCUGCCAGAGCCGCCCCAAGACGUGUGGUGUAAUAAUGUAGUUAUUUAACUUGCUGGGUACAAUGUAUGUGAAUACUGUAAAUAGAGCUCGGCCAGACACCGGGGCCGCCCGCCCGGCCGGGCCCUGCGAGGG